This is a messenger RNA of Astrephomene gubernaculifera, 382 nucleotides long. The record is from the annotation of a GenBank genome assembly. NCBI's taxonomy places the organism in Eukaryota, Viridiplantae, Chlorophyta, Chlorophyceae, Chlamydomonadales, Astrephomenaceae.
AGGGGGAUGGCCUUCCUGACACGGAUGCAACACCUACCGAGGUGCUGCAAGCUGCAGAGGCGCUGGAAGCAAGCAUGGCGGCAGAGGAAGCAGCCCUCACAGACAAGCAGCGGCAAUGGCUACGGGCGAAGCUGGGCCAGCUGUGUACCGAAGAGUUUGUGGAGUGGGGGCAUCAGGCGUAUUCUGGCACUCCCUUCCGUGAGGUGUAUGCCAGCCGAUGUGGUGGAUGCGACCUGCCACAAACCAUCGGUGACAGUCACAACCAGACCUUUGCGGAGCCAGGGUCAUGGCAUGUGGACGACAAUGGAGACCCUAUCUACUUCAAAGCCGGUACGCAGCCCAACCGUUAUGCAGGGGAGGAGGAUACGCAGCUACAUGAAAC